GCACACAGUCGCAAGUCGUCGUCGUCGGGAAAAUAAUGUGCGGAGAAUUGUGGAGGAAUUUCCGUGAAAAUACUCAGUAAAUGGACCCCGGUGGCGACGAUGAUCGGUGCCAGAGGUCACAGAGUCCGGACUCGAGUGUGGUGUUGGAUGUGAAUCCGCCGCGGCAGCGAGAUAACGAGUCGCUGGACUCUGAACGGCUGUUCUGGUCCGGGAGGCUGAAGCCGGACAGUGGGGCGAUCACUGCCAGGGAUCUCAACGCCAUGUCCGUGGCCAGCCUGUACGACCGUGAGGACGAGGACACCAAGGAGAUGGAGACGGGGAACGAUUGUGAGCUGGAUGAGAGAAGAUUGCGCCACAGACUCUUGGCCAGAGUGGAAGAGGACAGCGACAAGAUAACCAGCGACGAUGACGCAACGCCUGAGAAAGUUGACAUGACCAAAGACACAUCAACAGACUGUGAUUGCCCGCGGAAUCCCUUCGACAACAAGAAGGCCGCCAGCGAGAGCCUGUAUUUCGCCGAUGGCAGACGCUCAGUGGACUUCGUGCUAGUGUGGAAGAGCUCGAGUCCUGAGGUGGCCGCAGUGGAGGAGCAGAGGCUGAAGAAGCGAACGAUCUUCGAGGAGAAUCUCGUAAAUGAUGGUCUGGAACUUGAGAUGGAGUCCGUGGAGGAUGAGCUGUUCUUCACGAAAAUCCACGCGCCAGUGGAGGUGCUGAGGAGAUACAGCGAGAUCCUGAAGCUGCGAAUGCCCAUGAGAGAAAUUCCUGGACUAACAGAAAUGAUCAAGAAAUCGUCUCAGCCUUCCUUUCUGAACCAACUCAAUGGUUUGUGGGGGUCAUUUGUGAAGAGCUUCCUGGUUGACGAAACACACUUCCCGCCAAUUUCCCAUCGAUUCACUGCCGUCUACAGCAGAGACAAAGAGUAUCUAUUUGAUGUGCAGCAACCGUGUUUCUUCUCAGCCGCCGUGAGAUCGAGAAUCGUGCAGUUCAUUCUGGACAGAAAACGCUUCACCACCGAAGAGGCUGAUGACUAUGCCUUUGGCAUUGAUCGCCUGAUAUCUGAUGAGGUUUACAUUGCCGCUUACCCGCUUCACGACGGAGAAGUUAAUGUUCCCGGAAGCACGAGGCACUUACUGUACACAGAAUGGGCCGCCGUGUCGAAGUGGUAUCGAUAUCAGCCUCUGGACUACAUCAAGGAGUACUUCGGCGUGAAGAUUGGCCUGUACUUUGCUUGGUUGGGAUUCUACACGUACAUGUUGUUGCUGGCGUCAAUUGUGGGAGUCGCCUGCUUCAUCUACUCAUGGCGUACAAUGGACAGUUACCAGGUGAGCCGCGAUAUUUGUGGCAGCAGCAUGGAUGUGAAGAUGUGUCCACUCUGUGACCAUUGGUGCGAUUAUUGGGACCUCAAGGAGACUUGUCUCCACGCCAGAGUUACAUAUCUCUUCGACAAUCCCACCACGGUGUUCUUUGCCAUCUUCAUGUCCUUCUGGGCGACGCUGUUCCUCGAAUUGUGGAAGAGGUACUCAGCCGAAAUCACGCACAGGUGGGACUUGACGGGAUUUGACAUCCAUGAGGAGCAUCCAAGGCCGCAAUACCUCGCCAGACUGAAUCACGUGAGACGCCGAACAGUGAAUGUUGUGACGAAUCAAAUGGAGCCUCAAGUGCCUUUCUGGCGAGUGAAACUCCCCGCCACGAUCCUCAGCUUCUCCAUUGUGAUGCUUCUCGUCGCACUGGCAGUCGCCGCUGUUCUGGCUGUGGUGCUCUACAGGAUGUCAGUGCUCGCGGCUCUCAGCGUCUACGGCGACAGUGUGACAAAUUCCGGAGCUAUUCUCUUCACCACUGCCACAGCGGCGAGCAUCAAUCUCUGUCUGAUCAUCCUAUUCAACUGGAUGUACACAUUUGUGGCGGAAUAUCUCACCGAGCUGGAAUUAUUGAGGACACAGACGGAGUUUGAUGACUCACUGACGCUCAAAAUCUAUUUGCUCCAAUUUGUCAACUAUUACGCUUCUAUCUUUUACAUCGCUUUCUUCAAGGGGAAGUUUAUCGGCUAUCCAGGAGACUACAAUAGGUUCUUCAACUUUCGCCAGGAAGAGUGUGGCUUUGGAGGAUGCUUGAUGGAGCUCUGCAUUCAGCUGGCCAUAAUAAUGGUGGGAAAGCAGACGAUGAAUAGUAUCCUGGAGAUGCUUCUGCCACAAUUCUAUCGCUGGCUCAACGUCCUUAAGGUUUCGGGAUCCAAACUCAAGAGUGGGUGGUCGAUGAAAGGAGGAGCGAAGCGAUGGCUGAGAGAUCUGAAGCUGGUUCAAUGGGGAUCUAGAAGUCUCUUCCCUGAGUACCUCGAGAUGGUUCUGCAGUACGGUUUUGCCACGAUUUUCGUGGCCGCCUUUCCGCUGGCACCCUUCUUCGCCCUGAUCAACAACGUCCUGGAGAUGAGACUGGAUGCCAAGAAGCUCCUGACUUACCACCGUCGUCCUGUGUCUCAGAGAGUGAGAGACAUUGGCAUUUGGUACAGAAUCCUCGACUGUAUUGGGAAGCUGAGCGUCAUCACGAAUGGCUUCAUCAUCGCAUUUACAUCGGACUUCAUCCCCAGACUUGUGUACCAAGUGGUAGUGUCUCCGGAUGGGUCCUUGGGAGGUUACAUGAAUUAUUCUCUAGCGUACUUCGACACACGACAUUUGCAGGCGGGAAGCGAACCGCAAAUGACAGAAUACAACGUGACAAUCUGCCGGUAUCCUGACUAUCGCGAGCCUCCGUGGUCAUCGAAGCGCUACGAGAAGACGUCCAUGUAUUGGCACAUCCUGGCCGCGAGGUUGGCUUUUGUGGUGGUGUUUGAAAACAUCGUGGCUCUGGUGAUGAUUCUCGUGCGCUGGUGCAUCCCAGACAUGCCGUGCGAACUCAGGGAUCAGAUUCGCCGCGAGGCGUACAUCACUAAUGAGAUCAUCAUCAAACAAGAGACGAUUCGCGCGAGGAAUGAGAAGUGUUGCGACGUCAACGCGCCAAGAGCCACCUUUAGAGACUCAAAUCCGUCGGCUAAUUUUAUCAAGAUGGAGCAAAUUGAGCAGCUGAUGAAUACUAAGCUAUCAGCGGCUCAACUGGAUUUGGUUAUUCACGGGCCAGACAAUCCUGUCGCUCCGGGAUACGUGAGAUCAUCACAAAAGAGAGAGGAAAGCAUUGAACCGGUGUCACUUUAGUAAUUGAUAUACUCAUUGCUCUUUAGUUAGGCUUAUACAAGGGUUUUCCCACUUCAUUAAUUUAAUCAUUUAUUUUGUGAUUUUGCGUUGUGAAGAAGCUUCAUCCUUAAGAGACUGAAGUGAAGAAAUCGAAUAUUUUUACCUCAAUUUGCUGAUUGUGUUUUUUCUCCAAUUUAGUGCAAUCGAAGAAUCUCCUAUUUUGCACAGAGAAUUUAAAGCUAGCUUUAAUGUCAAAUGAAUCGUAAAGUAAAUGUUUAUUUUUGCCGGCUGUUCUAAUCUCCGGGGACUUUUUUUGAAUCUCUGUGUUUAUUGUGAAGGCAAAAAUGUUAUCCAUGAUCAAAUGAAGACAUAAAAUAAUUGUAUAGAGAAUAAGGAUAGGAAAUGUGUGGAGGAAUAUUGUGCCUAUUGAGAAUGUCUAAAUUUAUCGAAUGUGUUACUAUUAAAGUAUGGUUAUUCCUCCUGACUCUGUUCAUGUUUAUUUAUCUUACGUAAUAUUUGGUGUUGUGUUUUGUUUAACAUAUGAAAAUAUUCGCCAAAGAAAAUUGUGAAAUUUAACCUUAAGGACAAGUAAUUCUCACUUCAUUGAACUCUAGUGCAUAUAUUUUACGAAAUGUUAUUCAUAUAAAUUUGUGUAGUACUUUUUAUUAAAUUUGUGAAGAA
Messenger RNA from Phlebotomus argentipes, 3845 nucleotides. It is a transcript of the gene subdued, whose product is annotated as anoctamin-4. Lineage: Eukaryota; Metazoa; Arthropoda; Insecta; Diptera; Psychodidae. Gene Ontology annotation, biological process: chloride transmembrane transport. Gene Ontology annotation, cellular component: plasma membrane. Gene Ontology annotation, molecular function: chloride channel activity; protein dimerization activity. The transcript is spliced from 6 exons. The coding region runs from base 81 to 3185 and encodes 1034 amino acids. The record is from RefSeq and is a predicted model, not a curated record.